This is a messenger RNA of Cylicocyclus nassatus, 258 nucleotides long. NCBI's taxonomy places the organism in Eukaryota, Metazoa, Nematoda, Chromadorea, Rhabditida, Strongylidae. The record is from the annotation of a GenBank genome assembly.
AUGAUAACACGUUAUGAUUUUAGAUAUCGUACGACUCACCUCCCAUCGUUGAUUAGCCGCUUUGGUAAUGUCGUGGCAGUGGGCCUCAGUGGCACCAACCCAAAAGAAGUCUUACCUCGGGACGGCAGAUUAGUAUCAGUCCCUUACUACUACGAUGAGUCACAUAUUAGGGCUAUAGUUAGAGCCAUUGUAGAGCCGAAAACAACCACCAAGAAGGCGCCCUCAACCACUCCAAACAGUGCGAUUCGAGUGCAUUGA